Pseudoliparis swirei is the source of this 1834-nucleotide messenger RNA. RefSeq names its product eukaryotic translation initiation factor 4E type 3-like. Gene Ontology annotation, molecular function: translation initiation factor activity; RNA 7-methylguanosine cap binding. Lineage: Eukaryota; Metazoa; Chordata; Actinopteri; Perciformes; Liparidae. The coding region runs from base 118 to 795 and encodes 225 amino acids. The transcript has 7 exons. The record is from RefSeq and is a predicted model, not a curated record. Gene Ontology annotation, biological process: translational initiation. Gene Ontology annotation, cellular component: eukaryotic translation initiation factor 4F complex.
UGUGUUUGUUUGUGUCGGUACCUGGAGGAAGGAAAAAAAUAAAGAAGCCAGACCGGGUGCUUUCAUAAAGAAGAUUCAUACCGCAGGUAUAAGAAGGUUAGCUCCGUGUCUGCUGUAAUGGCGGUUCCCGCGGGUCAGACGGACUUCCGUGGGGACAGAGGAGCCCUGAGCGGACAAACGGUUCAACACGACAUUGAUAUCGACGAGAAAGAGUUGGAGAAUAUCACAAAGAAACACCGAGAAGACGAGACGAAAACGCUGCCUCUGCAUUCCCCUUGGACUUUUUGGCUCGACAGAUCCCUACCAGGCACGACCGCUGCAGAGUGUGUAUCCGGUCUGAAGAAGAUCUACACCGUGCAGAGUGUUCAGAUGUUCUGGAGUGUAUACAACAACAUCCCUCCAGCCACAGCACUGCCUCUGAGAUGUAGCUAUCACUUAAUGCGCGGAGAGCGGAGGCCGCUGUGGGAAGAAGAAAGCAACGCGAAAGGAGGAGUAUGGAAGAUGAAAAUACCAAAAGAAAGCACUUCUGCAGUUUGGAAAGAAUUGCUACUCGCUACUAUUGGGGAGCAGUUUGCAGAUUACUCUGCCUCCGACGACGAGGUCGUCGGGGUCAGCGUCAGCGUUCGGGACCGGGAAGAUGUCGUCCAGGUCUGGAACAGCGACGCGUCGCUCGCCGCCGAAGCAACGAUCCUGGGGAAAGUCUAUGAGCUCCUCCCACAAGUAACUUUUAAAGCUGUUUUUUAUAAGUCUCACAUGGAACAUCACGCCUUUGAAGGAGGACGCUCAAGACGUUAAAUGACCGCAAAGCACCUAUUUUUUAGGAUUUUAACGUGAACUCUGUACCUGCCUUGGUGUGAAGCCGCUGUCCACAACCUAAUCAAGGAUAUUGUUAUCGAUUGUAUAUUUUUAUAACUUUUAAUGACUGCUGCCUGGUUUUAGUUCAACGUGUCCUGCGUAUAGAUGCCAUCCGGAGGUCACUCGCUAAUGUGGGCUUUGAACGGCCCGGCGGACCUCCUGUCCCUGGUACGGGUCAGUCGCUCCACACAAAGAAACACGAGUGUGCUUUAACUGUUUGUAAGAUAUCUCGAUUCACAUCUAGUUUAAAUUAUGUCGGCUUCAGUCAGUGCCAAAGCACUUUUUCUGCCGUUUUUGAGGACAUUUGAAUCCCAACGGAAGGUUUAGAAUCAGCCGUGGUUCUUCCCGUUUCUCUUGAGGCUGAAGCGAACGUCCAGUCCGGUUACUUGAGGCUUCAUCGGCCGCGCCGUCGAACUGACAUCGGGGCGACGCUCGGAAAUAUUUGCACAUGACUACCCGUUCCGAUCGCGGCGUCCCCUUCUGAGUGCGACGCCAUCGUGGGGAAUCAGAACGUAUGCCAGCGCGGAUACGCUUCGUAUUUGUUUCCUCUGCCACUAUAACGAGACAGUUGUUGUUUUUCUUCUUCUUAUAACGCACGGGGGGGAAAAACGUACAUUUUAAUAAAAAUUUAAUUAUGACAGAUGGGACUACUGCUAAUGGAGUCGGUUUCAUCCGCUGCUUCGGAGACAACGACACACUUUAAACCUGAAGCUACGCUGACUUCACCUCGACAACGUCCAUCAUGAUAAAUUGCAUAUUUUUCUAUCCGCUCCCUUUUUCCAAAACAAAUCACCCAGAUCGGGGUUCCUUCGCUCACAUGUAUAAUAUCGCAUUGUGGGGCGACGGGUGUUAUUGAGUCACAACACUUUUAUAGUUUCAACUUUGGACUAGUUUAUUAGAAGGGGGACAACAUUUCCUUUUUGUAAACGUGAUUUUGUUUUGCAGUGACGACGUGAAUAAAAUGAAAAUACAAUUCUUA